AUGCACUCCGACAGCGACCACAGGCAUGCUAGGGUCGCCGUGGGCACUUCCUUCAUCGGCGGAGGAAGGGCGGACGACCGAGCUCGGCUGCGGGACGCGCUGCACCACCGCGUCCAUAUCCCCCUCGACGCCCGCGUUGACCGCGACCACUUGCGUCCGAACGCGCGGGCGAUUGGGGGCGGGAUGAGGCGUGCUGACGGCGACGAUCACGGGAUCGGCCCUUGCGACGAGGAAAGUCGAGCCGUUGGCGCUUUGCAGGACGAGGCGAACGAGGAGGCGAACGCGGACGGGAGGAAUGGUGAGCUGGCGAUCGGUCGCGAGAAGGAGUACGAGCGGGCGAACGAUGUCGGCGGGAUCCGCGGUCGCGUGACCGGCUACGUGAUACGGCGCGACGAGGCGAUUGUGGCGAACGAGGCAGGCGCGGAGAUCGUGACGGUCGCGGCUCAAGGAGACGACCGCCACGGCGGCUCCCCUGCCUAUCGUCGCGCGCCUCAGACGGACGACGACGAGGUGAUCGUCCCGGGCGCGCCGCAGCCUCUACGCCGGAGCGCAUGA
Closterium sp. Naga37s-1 is the source of this 555-nucleotide messenger RNA. NCBI's taxonomy places the organism in Eukaryota, Viridiplantae, Streptophyta, Zygnematophyceae, Desmidiales, Closteriaceae. The record is from the annotation of a GenBank genome assembly.